Molecule: messenger RNA, 1215 nt
Organism: Thelazia callipaeda (thelaziosis nematode)
Lineage: Eukaryota; Metazoa; Nematoda; Chromadorea; Rhabditida; Thelaziidae
Source: the annotation of a GenBank genome assembly
AUGUAUAGCGAAGGUCUCACACGAAAUGAAAGUGCAGAUGCUGAAGAUGAGGGUCAUAAAUGGACAUUAGGCGCCUUACUUCGUAAACUGCAAAGCAGCGGAAUAGACACAAAUUUGUUAAUGGUUCGAGUGGAAGAUGUUAUAUUGAAAGCUUUAUUCUCUGUACAAGGACAGAUUGCAGCGGCUUGUAAAAACGUUGUUCCUUAUUCAAAGUGUUGUUUCGAAUUAUUUGGUUUUGAUGUGCUCAUUGAUGCUAGUCUCAAACCAUGGUUAUUGGAAGUUAAUCUCUCUCCAAGUUUAACAUGCGAUUCUCCACUUGAUUUGCAGUUGAAGUCAUCUUUAGUUUGUGAUGUGCUCACACUUGCUGCCAUACCACUCAAUGCUCGAAAGUUUGCUGAAAAUCAGCAUACAAAAACUGGUCUAAUGAGUGGUGCUCUAAAACGAAUGAGAUAUAGGUCAAAGGAAAGAUCGAUGUUUAUCACGCAGCGUUUAAAAAAAAAAUCAUUGCGUUGUUUAUCACCUUCUUUGAGCCCAUCUAAAUUUCGAAAAAACAGUAGAGAAUGUGUUCGGAAAAGUCUUGAGCAAUGGAAAAUGGAAUCUAAUCGUUUGGGUGCUUUUCUUCCUUUGUUUCCUCGUGGCAAUUCAUUUCUUGUUUACAGAUGUAUAAUGGAAGAAUACGACAUCAUUAAUUGGGAUGCAUGUUUAUUUGAGGGCAUUCAUGGCGAUAAAUUUUCACAAGAUCUAGAUAAAGAAACAGUGAAACUAGUGCAUCAAGAAUUGAUGGAUUGCGAAAAUAUCACUAACACGAGUGCUUUGUCUAAUUCAGUUCUUCAAGUAUUGAUGCCUUCUUUGAAAAUGGCUGAAAAGUAUUUGUCGAGAAUGACUACACCAGGUGUAAAAUAUGCAAAGAAGUUGCCCAAACUUCGUCCGGAAUUAUGUAAGAGAUCUGGAAGCUUUGAAGAAUCAAAACGCAAAGCGCGACUUGUAUCAAAUGAUGAUGAUAUAAUUUUUACUACAACUUCGCAGAUUGAUCGUGCUAAUUUUGACAGAAUACCUCUUGAUGAGAAGCCGAGUUCAAAAGUUCCCUUAACAGAACUGUCUCAAACCACUGAUGUAAAGGCGUCAGCAGGACAAUCUGAAGUUGAGAAAAAGAUCAGUGAAGGGUCUGAUCCCAACGAAAAUGCUGAACCAAUACUACCGAUGCAAAAUUACUAA